Molecule: messenger RNA, 2125 nt
Organism: Eleginops maclovinus (Patagonian blennie)
Lineage: Eukaryota; Metazoa; Chordata; Actinopteri; Perciformes; Eleginopidae
Gene: chrna7a
Product: cholinergic receptor, nicotinic, alpha 7a (neuronal)
Exons: 10
Coding region: 114-1646 (510 amino acids)
Biological process (GO): synaptic transmission, cholinergic; signal transduction; monoatomic ion transmembrane transport
Cellular component (GO): synapse; acetylcholine-gated channel complex; plasma membrane
Molecular function (GO): acetylcholine-gated monoatomic cation-selective channel activity; acetylcholine receptor activity; acetylcholine binding
Source: RefSeq, a predicted model, not a curated record
CACACACACACACACACACACACGCACACACAAUGUAUUCCCCGGUUCCCGUCAGGUUCAGUUCAGAGACGGACUGAGGAAUUGCUUCGCUCUCACUCCUCGCUCGGUUCAACAUGGACUCAGUGAAUUUGCUGUUCUUCCUGGCAGUCAGCGCCUUCACUGUGAAAGUUUCUCUUCAAGGGGCACAGCAGCACAGACUUUACCAUGACCUGAUGUCUAACUACAACCCACUGGUGAGACCAGUCGGCAAUGACUCUCAGUCUCUGACCGUUCACUUCGGCUUAACCCUCAUGCAGAUCAUGGAUGUGGAUGAGAAGAACCAGGUUUUGACAACCAACAUUUGGCUACAACUGUACUGGGAUGACCAUUACCUCCAGUGGAAUACAUCAGAUUAUCCAGGUGUGACCAAUGUGAGAUUUCCUGACAAUCUCAUCUGGAAGCCAGACAUCCUGCUGUAUAACAGUGCUGAUGAAAGAUUUGAUGCUACGUUUCACACCAACAUUUUGGUCAACUCCUCGGGCACCUGUUCCUACUUACCUCCAGGCAUCUUCAAGAGCACCUGCUACAUUGAUGUUCGCUGGUUCCCCUUUGAUGUCCAGAGAUGUGACCUGAAGUUUGGCUCCUGGACAUAUGGGGGCUGGUCUCUGGACUUGAAGAUGUUGGAAGCGGACAUCACAGGCUACAUCGCUAACGGAGAGUGGGAUCUUGUCGGGGUUCCAGGACGAAAGAACGAGCGUUUCUAUGACUGCUGCGAGGAGCCGUACCCGGAUGUCACCUUCACCGUGGUGAUGCGCAGACGGACGCUCUACUACGGCCUCAACCUGCUCAUCCCCUGUGUUCUCAUCUCCACCCUGGCCCUGCUCGUAUUCCUCUUGCCUGCUGACUCUGGGGAGAAGAUUUCACUAGGCAUUACUGUCCUGCUCUCCCUGACUGUCUUUAUGCUGCUGGUUGCAGAGAUUAUGCCCGCCACAUCGGACUCGGUGCCUUUAAUAGCUGAGUACUUUGCCACCACUAUGGUCAUUGUUGGUCUAUCUGUUAUUGCUACAGUUCUUGUGUUACAAUAUCAUCACCAUGACCCUGAUGGAGGCAAGAUGCCAAAGUGGACCCGUGUAAUUCUCCUGAACUGGUGUGCCUGGUUCCUACGUAUGAAGCGCCCGGGUGAAGAGCGGGUACGUUCAGCCUGUCACAACAAGGCUCCACGGAGCAGCCUGACCAGCAUGGAGCUUAAUGCUAGCACCUCUGCCUCCCAGUCCACCAAUGGCAACUUGCUCUGUGUUGGUGUCCGUGGCCUGGAAAGCCUCCACUAUUCUACAGUUGCCACCUCUCCUGAAUCUGGAGUCCUCUGCGGGCGGCUGGUUGGCCGAGCAGGUGAGGAGGAGAUUCUUCUCCCUACAGGUCAGGGCCCCUCUGCAGGCUGCAUGGAACCAGAGAUGAACAAGAUCCUUGAAGAAGUGCGUUACAUUGCCAAACGCUUCCGUGACCAAGACGAGGACGAGUCUGUGUGCAAUGAGUGGAAAUUUGCUGCGGCUGUUAUCGACAGGCUUUGUCUCAUGGCUUUCUCUCUCUUCACCAUCCUCUGUACCAUUGGCAUUCUCAUGUCAGCACCCAACUUUGUAGAAGCCAUUUCUAAAGACUUUUUCAACUGAAAAAAAAAACCUAAACCAAUCUUCCUUAUGACAGAUUGCCAUUUUUAAACUCAUGGGGCAGGAUUUCGAUAAGUGAUAGGUAAUUGGGGCUUGUAUUUUACCUAAUAUUAAACUAAAAUUGAAGUCAAUAUGUUAAAGUUAAAAUUAAGGAUUUAAGGCAAAGUGUAUGUAUGACAUAACAAGCUUGACUUUUAUAUGAUACAGUCUAAUAGCAUAUUAAAUGGAAAAACCCAUUGUACUGUUUUAACAUGAAAAUACUAAGCAUUGUUUAACUGUUGUAAUUUGCUAACCUACAAUGAAUGCUACUGUUUUGUGUUAUGUAAUGUUGCCUGUGCACUAUUGUUCAUCAUAAUGCAUCUAAUCUCGCUAAAAUCUACUCUAUGUACAAAACAGAACAGCUACAGUACCUCCAUAUAGUAUAUCUUGUACUGAAAUAUAUUUGUUGCAUCAUAUGAGUACUUGUAUAUGGAAAACAGUUA